Aureobasidium uvarum is the source of this 135-nucleotide messenger RNA. The record is from the annotation of a GenBank genome assembly. Lineage: Eukaryota; Fungi; Ascomycota; Dothideomycetes; Dothideales; Saccotheciaceae.
AUGCCCGUCUUCGAAGAGACCUCUGACACGCGUCGGGAUCUGAGGAUCCUACCAUCACGAGCUCUACCACUACCACGCCUUUCACCUAAGACAUCCACGACUGGCGAUGAACGCGAAGUUGUUGUCAUCGGUUAA